GGAAGAUGCGGCGCACGUUACAUUUGAUUAAGGCAUCUGCGACAGAGUCAGUGGAGUUGGCUUCGUACCGGUUGUAUGAUGUAGCAGCAAAUUGGUACGAGUCUUGGGAGUUAGCCAGAGGCGUUGGUGCUCCCCCAGCAGUCUGGGAUGAGUUUUCUGAGGCUUUUCUUAGCCAUUUUCUGCCUCCGGAGUUACGGCGGGCCAGGGCUGACAGAUUCUUAUUGCUUAGACAGAGGGGCUGCAGUGUUCGAGAGUACAGUAUGGAGUUCGACUCAUUGGCCCGAUAUGCACCUGCUGUGGUAGCUACUAUGGCUGACAGGAUGCACAGGUAUAUUAUGGGGCUGGACCGUUAUUUUGUCGACAGUUGCUUGGUAUUGGCCGCUCAGCCCGAUAUGGAUAUUGCCCGGAUUCAGGCGCACGCUCAGGGCAUGGAGGACCGGCACAGGGGUCAUCAGCCCGAUAGGAGUCAGGAUCGAAGACAGCCCAAGAGGGCCAGAUCAUCUGGGUAUUUUGAGGAAUUUCGGAGUGGGCAGCCUCAGCAGCAGCAGCAGUCUAGCAGGCAUUCUUCCCAGCCAGCACAGAGCACACCUCCGCAGUUCUCAGGCAGGAGAUUUGAUAGCCCAGGGUAUUUAGGAGCAGGCCAGAGCUCCGGGGUUUCAGGUUCGCGGGUAGACAGGAGUUCCGGUCAGACGAGGCCACCCAGGCCUCAGUGUUCUUAUUGUGGGAGAUACCACCCUGGAGAGUGCUACCGUGCUACAGGUGCUUGUUAUUCUUGUGGCCGUCAGGGCCAUACUGUGAGAGAGUGUCCGUAUAAGGGUAAUUUGGGAGGUGCAGCGCAGCCUACCGGAUCAGUCGCUGGGUCAUCGUCUCCUUCGAUAGCCAUGCGCCCUGCGGGGCAGGGUACGUCGACAUCAGCAGGCCGCGGCAGAGGUAGUGGCGGGGCUCCCAGUUCAAGCGGUCCUUCGAACCGCAUCUAUGCCUUGACUAGUCGACAGGACCCGGAGGCGCUACCAAACGCGGAUACAGAUUUUGGGCGAAACGGGAAUUGAAUUUGGAAAGGCGUAAAGAGCAUAUAAGGUACCGACGACAGGUUUGCUGAUCCGUCCGCUUAGGAUCUUAUUCUGCUAUUUUGGAGCGCUCCUUUAUCCGGAGCCUAUAUUUUGGUACAAUCUUCUGCUAUUGUAUAUAUGUACGCUAUUCAGGGGUACGACGGGGCCCUGUCCCAUCUUAUGAUUCUGUUAUGUUCUGUAGAGGUCUGUAGACAGACUUGUGUGGGUUCUGUAUAUGUUUUGGGUUGUUAUGAUCGGUGAUGGCCUUAUCGGCCUCUACGUGCAAAAUCUGUUCAUCUGUGAUAUUUAGUAGCGCCAACUAACCUUUAUAUUAAUAUAUUUUGAUAA
Molecule: messenger RNA, 1397 nt
Organism: Lycium barbarum (goji berry)
Lineage: Eukaryota; Viridiplantae; Streptophyta; Magnoliopsida; Solanales; Solanaceae
Exons: 3
Coding region: 6-1049 (347 amino acids)
Molecular function (GO): nucleic acid binding; zinc ion binding
Source: RefSeq, a predicted model, not a curated record